UCAGCAACAGCUGCCUUGGAGCGUGAACUGGCUAGGAGAAGUGGAAAAUAACGUUCUCUGCGAAAGACUUGAAGAAGGACAUAAUUAACGGGCUAAUUAUUGGCUUCUUUGGAAAUAUAUACAUUUUAACUGCGAAAGACCCCUGUUGAGAGACCCCGGUGUGGUCAUACCUCUUCGCAAUGCGAAGAUGGCCAGCCUGCUCCCUCCCACAGGCACCCAUGUGUUCCGCCGCUUCACCCCCGAAUCGCUGGCGGAGAUCGAGAGGCGCAUGGAGGAGAACAAGCUGAAGGAGGCGGAGGGAGAGGUCCAGGAGGCGCUCGCGCCCAGCAGUGACCUGGAGGCAGGCAAGAACCUGCCGAUGAUCUACGGAGAUCCUCCGCCAGAGAUGCUUAACGAUCCCCUGGAAGACCUGGACCCGUACUACAAGUCACAGAAAACAUUUAUUGUCAUCACCAAAGGGAAUACAAUCUACAGGUUCAAUGCGGAGCCUUCCAUGUACAUUCUCAGCCCCUUUAGCCCUCUGAGGAGAGGAUCAAUCAAAAUUCUCAUACAUUCAUUAUUUAGCAUGUUCAUCAUGAUCACCAUUCUGUCAAAUUGUGUGUUCAUGACGAUGAGUAAACCGCCACCAUGGAGUAAAACUGUUGAGUACGUUUUUACUGGUAUUUAUACCUUUGAGGCGACAGUCAAAAUGCUGUCGAGAGGCUUUGUCGUUGGACCUUUUACAUUCCUUCGAGAUCCAUGGAACUGGCUGGAUUUCAUGGUGAUCAGCAUGGCGUACAUCACAGAGUUUGUUGAUCUGGGAAACGUCUCAGCCCUCAGGACGUUCCGUGUGCUUCGAGCUCUAAAAACAAUCACUGUUAUUCCUGGAUUGAAAACUAUUGUGGGAGCUCUCAUCCAGUCGGUGAAGAAGAUGGUGAAUGUGAUGAUCCUGACUGUGUUUGCCCUUGCUGUCUUCGCCCUCAUCGGCCUGCAGCUGUUCAUGGGAAACCUGCGCCAUAAGUGUAUUCGCUGGCCCCUUGUGAACGACACUUUGGUCAACGACUUCAAUUCCACCAUGUCCAUCAAUGAUACCAUGGCCUUCAACAUCACCGCCAGCACCAACAGCACAUUCGAUUUCAAGGCAUACAUCAACAAUGAAGAAAACUUCUACUAUAAUGGCGGUUUAGAUCCCCUUCUUUGUGGAAACGGCUCAGAUGCUGGAAAGUGCCCUGAAGGAUAUACAUGCAUGAAGGCUGGAAGGAACCCCAACUAUGGCUACACAAGCUAUGACUCCUUCGGCUGGGCUUUUCUGGCUCUCUUCCGCCUCAUGACACAGGACUACUGGGAGAACCUCUUCCAGCUGACAUUACGUGCAGCAGGAAAGACCUACAUGAUCUUUUUUGUGGUUGUCAUCUUCUUGGGCUCCUUCUACCUCAUCAACCUAAUUCUUGCUGUGGUGGCCAUGGCCUAUGAUGAACAGAAUGAAGCCACAAUGGCUGAGGCCAAGGAGAAGGAGGAGGAGUUUCAAAGGUUUCUGGAGCAACUGAAGCAACAGGAUACACACGUGCACCUUAGUGACAGCAAUUCAUCGCUGGCCAGUAAAAAAGACAAAAAGGGGGAGGGCGGGUCAGAACAUAACUUUGCUGAUGAUGAGCAGAGCCUUGGGGAGGAUGGUGAAGUCAUAAAAGACCGCAGUGGGAAAAUUGUGCCCAGAUUUGUCAUCGACAAAGCAUCUUCAGAGGAAGAGUCUGCUGCAGAGGAAACCGACAGCAAUGAAGAGAAGUCCAAUGGCUCCAAACACAGUAUGAUGUUUCUGGAAGAGCCUGGCCUGACCAAGAAGUCUGCUAGCAAAAUGAGCGUCUUAUCUACUGCCAUAGAAGAACUCGAAGAUGCCCAGAGGCCAUGUCCUCCAGGAUGGUACAAGUUUGCUAACACAUUCCUGAAAUGGAAUUGCUGUCCACUCUGGAUCACCUUCAAAAAGUGGGUCUACUUUGUGGUGAUGGACCCCUUUGUGGACUUGGGCAUCACCAUAUGCAUCGUCCUCAACACCCUCUUCAUGGCUAUGGAGCACUACCCAAUGAGCAAAGAAUUUGAUCAUAUGCUGUCUGUGGGAAACCUGGUUUUCACAGGGAUCUUCACAGCUGAGAUGGUUUUCAAACUCAUCGCUAUGGACCCAUACUACUACUUCCAGGUUGGGUGGAAUGUUUUUGACAGCAUCAUUGUCACGCUGAGUCUGGUGGAGCUGGGGCUAGCCAAUGUCCAAGGCCUAUCUGUUCUGAGGUCUUUCCGUUUGCUGCGUGUUUUCAAGCUGGCCAAGUCUUGGCCUACCCUUAACAUGCUGAUCAAGAUCAUCGGGAACUCCGUGGGCGCCCUGGGCAACUUAACCUUGGUGCUCGCCAUCAUCGUCUUCAUCUUCGCUGUGGUGGGCAUGCAGCUGUUUGGCAAGAGCUACCAGGAGUGCGUGUGCAAGAUCGCCGAGGACUGCGAGCUGCCCCGGUGGCACAUGAACGACUUCUUCCACUCCUUCCUGAUCGUGUUCCGCAUCCUGUGCGGGGAGUGGAUCGAGACCAUGUGGGACUGCAUGGAGGUGGCUGGAACAGCCAUGUGUCUCAUCGUAUUCAUGAUGGUCAUGGUCAUCGGAAAUCUGGUGGUCCUGAACCUCUUCUUGGCCUUGCUUCUGAGUUCGUUCAGUGGGGACAACUUGGCAGGGGGAGACGAUGAGGGGGAGAAUAACCUGCAAAUUGCCAUUGGCAGGAUCACCAGGGGUAUCGACUGGGCAAAGGCUUUUAUUGCCAGGAAAAUCAGGCAUAUGCUGGGCAAGAAAGACCCUGAGGGUGGUGACAAUGGCGAUGAGGAUGAUGCAAAAAAAGAGAGUUUUGCGCUGAACCACAUGGAUUCCGGAGAGGACCCCAAGACAGACUUCAAAAUGGUGGAUGGUGUGGCAAACUCCACAGAUGAAGUUUAUCCCAGCAUGUUUAUGGUCAAAGCUGACGUGCCCCUCAAAGUUCCCAUUGCUCGGGUGGAGUCUGAUUUAGAAAAUCCUGAGGAUGAGGAUGAGGAUGAGGAUGAGGAUGAGUCCUCCUCCUCCGAAGAUGAAGCAGAUAUCAAUCACUCAAGAAAACUUCUUGGUGCCCUUGAUGAAUCAUCAGAAUGCAGUACAGUGGACUAUGUGCCUCCAGAGCCAGAGAAGGAGGAAGAGGAGGAGGAAGAACCAGAGCCGGAAGACCCCCAGGCCUGUUUCACAGAAGGUUGCAUCAAACGUUGGCCUUUCCUGGACGUGGACAUCACACAGGGCAAAGGGAAGAAAUGGUGGAACCUUCGGAGAGCCUGUUUCACCAUUGUGGAACACGACUACUUUGAGACCUUCAUCAUCUUCAUGAUUCUCCUGAGCAGCGGAGCCUUGGCCUUUGAAGACAUAUACAUAGAACGCCGCAGAACCAUAAAAAUCAUCCUGGAAUAUGCAGACAAAGUCUUCACCUACGUAUUUGUUAUUGAAAUGCUCCUAAAAUGGGUUGCUUAUGGAUUUAAGACAUAUUUUACUAAUGCUUGGUGCUGGCUGGACUUCCUGAUUGUAGAUGUUUCCUUGAUCAGUUUGACAGCAAACCUAAUGGGAUAUUCUGAGCUGGGACCCAUCAAAUCUCUGAGAACACUGAGGGCCUUGAGGCCCCUCAGAGCUCUGUCCAGAUUCGAGGGGAUGAGGGUGGUGGUGAACGCACUGGUGGGGGCCAUUCCCUCCAUCUUCAAUGUGCUGUUGGUGUGCCUCAUCUUCUGGCUUAUAUUCAGCAUCAUGGGGGUUAACCUGUUUGCCGGGAAGUUUUAUCGAUGCAUCAACACCACCAGCGAGGAGGUAUUCCCUAUUAGUGUGGUUAACAACAAGAGCGACUGCUUGGCCCUCCUGCACACCAAUGAGGUGCGCUGGGUGAACGUCAAGGUGAACUACGACAACGUGGGCCUGGGUUACCUCUCCUUACUGCAAGUGGCAACAUUCAAAGGUUGGAUGGACAUUAUGUAUGCAGCUGUGGAUUCACGUGAGGUCGAGGAUCAGCCUGAUUAUGAGAUCAAUCUCUACAUGUACCUGUACUUUGUCAUCUUCAUCAUUUUUGGGUCUUUUUUCACACUUAACCUUUUCAUUGGUGUUAUUAUUGACAACUUCAAUCAGCAAAAGAAAAAGUUCGGAGGGAAAGACAUCUUCAUGACAGAGGAACAGAAGAAAUACUACAAUGCAAUGAAGAAACUUGGCUCUAAGAAACCAGUGAAACCCAUUCCAAGACCGUCGAAUGAAAUCCAAGGAAAAGUGUAUGACUUCAUCACCCAACAGUUCUUUGACAUCUUCAUCAUGGUGCUGAUCUGCCUCAACAUGGUGACCAUGAUGGUAGAAACAGAUGACCAGAGUCCAGAGAAGGAGAAUGUUCUCUACCUAAUCAACUUGAUAUUCAUUGUGAUUUUUACUGGAGAGUGUCUCCUGAAGAUGUUUGCUCUAAGACAAUAUUUCUUCACCGUUGGAUGGAAUAUUUUUGAUUUUAUUGUGGUCAUCCUGUCAGUAGUGGGUAUCAUGCUAUCGGACAUCAUAGAGAAGUACUUUGUGUCACCCACCCUUUUCAGAGUCAUCAGACUGGCUAGAAUAGGUCGUGUCCUGCGUCUUAUUCGGGGAGCCAAGGGUAUCCGAACGCUGCUGUUUGCUUUAAUGAUGUCACUUCCUGCUCUCUUCAACAUUGGUCUUCUCCUCUUUUUAAUCAUGUUCAUUUUCUCCAUAUUUGGGAUGUCCAACUUUGCAUAUGUCAAAAAACAGGCUGGGGUUGACGACAUGUUCAAUUUUGAGACGUUCGGCAAUAGCAUUAUUUGCCUUUUUGAGAUCACCACCUCUGCUGGUUGGGAUGGGCUCCUGCUUCCCAUGCUGAACAGUGGGCCACCAGACUGUGACCCUGAUGUAGAGAACCCAGGGUCUGAAGUCAGAGGGAAUUGUGGGAAUCCUCUUAUGGGCAUCAUAUUCUUCUGCAGCUACAUCAUCAUGUCCUUCCUUGUAGUGGUCAACAUGUACAUUGCCAUCAUCCUAGAGAAUUUCAACGUGGCCCAAGAGGAGAGCGGGGAUCUCCUCUGUGAGGAUGACUUUGAGAUGUUCUACGAGACUUGGGAGAAGUUUGAUCCGGACGCAAGCCAGUUUAUAAAGUAUGAGCAAGUGUCAGACUUCUGUGAUGCCUUGUUGGAUCCUCUGAGGAUUCCAAAACCAAACAAGCAAAAACUGAUAGCCAUGGACCUUCCGAUGGUAUCUGGAGACAGAUUCCAUUGUCUGGACAUACUGGUUGCCCUCACAAUGGAGGUUUUGGGUGACACGUUAGAGAUGGUUGCCAUGAAGGAGAGCAUGGAGGCAAAGUUUAUCAUAAACAAUCCCUCCAAUUCAUCUUUUGAGCCAAUCACCACCACUCUGAGGCGCAAGGAGGAAGAGAUGGCAGUUGUUGUGAUUCAAAGGGCCUAUCGUGGACAUCUGAUAAAGAGGUCCAUCAAACAGGCUUCCUAUAUGCACCGCUCCAAGGCUGCUGUGAGGAAAGGGAAUGAUGACCCACCAGAAACAGAGGGAUUGAUUGCCAGAAAGAUGAAAGCACUCUAUGGAAGCCAGGCCCUUGAUGAUGACCCUGAUUCUCCACGCUCCGUAGAACCCGGAGUAAUGUGGCCUCCCCUUUCCACUGAGGAGCCGCAAUUUGUGGUUCCUGUGGAAGUCACUAAUGAGGUGGUCUUGCACUCAGCCCCUUCCCGUCACCCCUUAACAUCAGAGAGCAACAUCAGGGAGUCCAUCGUAUAACAGACAGCACUUGAGAAAGUUGUCCAUUGGAAGAUUGGCACUAGUUAAAGUGAGUUGUUAGGGAGAGAGACCGCAGUGUCUUGGCAACACGGCUAACACCUCGCAUGGCACUAAUUGAAAGGGAUUGCACUUAGCUGAUAGAUCACAUACUUGGGAGUGUGAUAAAUACAGAAAUUGGGUUUGUUGAAAGACAGGGCUAUCUGCUGGAAUUCUUUUUUUAAAGCCUUUGAUCAACUUCGGCCUGGAUUGGUAAUUCAAAACCAGUCUGAGAGCAAUAAACUGUGCCUGAAAUGGUUUUUAUUACCACUUAAGUCAAUGAUGAUUUCAUUUUAUGAACAGAAAUUAUUUAUCGUUUUUCUGGGUAAAAAUUUUAAGAAAAUGGUACCUUUAUCAGAAGAACCCACAUAGCAUAUAUGGUAAGCUUUUAAGAAAUAGGUCUACAUACUGUACCAGUGAAGUAUUAUCUAUAAACCUAUCAAGGGCAAAUACCUCCAGGUCCAAAUGGCCAGAACAACAAAAGCACAACAAAAGUUCCAUCACACCUUCAGCAAUGCCCACUCCUCAUUCCCAUUAUAAAUAGCACCUUCUAUCACCCAAACAAACAGAAACUUAAAAAACAUUUCAAGGUUCAUUUGCAACUUUGAAUGAAAAAAGUACCAGGGGAUGUAAUUGUCAAUUGUACAACUACAGCAGCAUAGCCAUAUAACUUUUGAUGUUCUAUUGUGAAAUGAAGGGCUCUUCUACAAAGGGCUCAUUUUGUUUGCCCAAAUGUAAAAUGAAUCCCUGAACACUGCUCUCUACUUUUCAUGCUGUAUGAAACUCCAAAGCUAAAACCAGUCACUGUGAAGGUAAUGCCCAAUGUCACAACUGUCGUAGUGUUUUAUUAAUUAACAAAUUGGUCAGUGCUAAAAUCAGUAGAGGGUAUCCUAACCUGUGCCGCAUAAUUGGCACUGCUGUUAGGAUGUUCCUGCAUUGGUGGCGUCCACUCAUUUCAUGGGGCAUAGAUAUGUACAUCAGAAAUGUAUGCCCCUAUAGUCCAAGAUGAACUUUUUAGACUGUAAGAAACAUCAUGGUCAUUUUCAGUCCUUUUUGCUAUCCCUGCCCUUUCAGGAAAUUGCUUUCUUUGAAAUUGAGAUGGCUCCAUUUCAGUUCAACUCAAUAAACUUUAUUUAUCCCCGAGGGCAAAUUCAUUGCUGGGCGUAUUAUCAAUCAAAAUCAAAAACAAACAGGACAGACGGGACAGUAUGCAUUCUAAGUAUUUGAGCAGUAUGCAUUCUAACUAGAAUGUCUGCAAUAAUUUGGAAUUUGUACUGCUUAAACGUUAAAGAGAUGUUUUGAAGAACUCUAUUUUUGAACUUUUAUGUGAAAAAGAAAACAAUGAACUAUGUGCCUUCUGUGAAGCCCACGAGAAACCACUGGGCUCUUGACUGAUGAAUUGUUAUUUUGGUUAAUUAACUCACACUUACUGUAACACCUCUCAAUAAAUGUAGUGUAUAUUUAGCAGAAAAUCUACUGUAACCCAUCCAGGAAAGCAGUUGUAGUUUGACUGUGUGUAUACAAAAAUACUACUUAAAAUGCUGCUAAUUGAGGUAAAAUACUCAUUUAAGUGAAAAGAGAAUAAUUGAAAUGAAACAGCAUGCUGUUUUGAUAGGAAGUCAAGCACUAUGGAAUGAUAGGUACCAGAAAAAGACUACAGUUUUUGGGGAUUCCCAAUACCGUAUCCAGCUGAGGCACUUGCUUUUUGUACAACGAUGCAUCCUAUCAUCUAGAUGAAAUCCUGGUCAUGCCAUUCCCAGCUGUAACAGAAAUUCCCAUUGAACCGUUGCAUAAUUGGCCAUAGAGUCACUCAACGAGGCCAGAUUUAAAUAUAAAUUCCGCUACUAGCAUAACCUAGCGGCAGAUUACAAUUUCAGUUAGCAGGAUAUUGCUCAUCUCGGUGCUCAGUAGUGACUUCUCAGGUUGAUCACAUGCCUAUGACCUGCCUGCCUCAGGUUUGCAGUCCUCUGUGAUGCAGGUCAGCUGCAUGCAUAUUGGAGGGUGCGCAAUCCAAUAUGUACCCUCAAGAGGGCGAUGCUGCUACAGGAAGUGUAUGCAAAUGUAAUUGGCCAAUCCAAAUUGUGACAGAAAAGAAGCAACAAAAAAAAGUAAAUUUUCAUAUGGUCUUCAUACGGAAUAUCACCAAGUGUGCAGAUUAAUAAUGCACAUGAUCAAUAAGCAAUCAACAAUUAUUCACAAUCUGCACAAAAACGUUAAUCGUAUGUGUAUUUUACACAAUGUGUCGUCACCAUGUCAUUUGUACAGCAGUCUGAUCAAAUAAAAACAUGAUUAUAAUUUACUGUCAGUAAUGUUAAUGUUAUAAUAGUGUUAUAACCUCCUGUGAAUGCAUUGGUCUGCAUUAUAAACACAACGACUGCUUUACUGAGCUAGUGUCCAGUAAAAUGGAAGACAUGUCUGGCCUAUUUUGUCUCAGCUUGCUUUGCAGUAUCUAGAAAUGGUUCAUGGAAGCAGUGAAAGUCCCCUGUGCCAGAAGCUGAAACGCAAUGCGGAGCAUUGCCGUAUCAACACUUCUGGGUGUUUCUCAAAGCUUUGCUGUGCUAUUUAUAUCACACAUGUUCCUCUUCCUGCAGUUUGCUGCAUUGUUGCCUAACACACACCCAGUCUUUAACACCUUUAACAUAACAUUUCUUUGCCUGAUUUUUUUUUUCAGAAAAAGGUCUGCUUUUAGCUUUGAGUUAUUCAUAAGCAAUUCAUCUUAUGUUGUUCACUUAUCAUAAGCAGUGAAGAUUCUCCCCAGAGGUUUGUUUGCCUUUGAUCUAUGUUCUUUUAGUGAAAGUCAUGUAUAUUAAAAGUUGCCGCUUUUGUCAGUUGGUUUUUGUUUGUGCAGGAAAAAUGACUGUUGAAGAUAUGUGUAAUGUUUACAUUUAUGUUAGUGCAAAAUGAUUCGCCAGUUCAAGUCCUCCUCUUCUUUAGACAGCAGUUUUUUUUUUUGUUUUGUUUUUUUGGAUAUAGCCUAACAACAGACGUACACUAGUGUAAGAACUAAGUUCAUUUUGUGUACUCUAUGGAUACCUGUUUGAACCCAAUCAAGGUACAUUUCAGAGCAGUUCAUUCUUUACUUUUUAUGGUUUUAAAAUAUUAUUUCAGUUUUUCUUUUUGGCCCCGACAGUAUUGUGGGCGAUGAAGGAUACUGUGGACAUUUACAGAAGUUUAUGGUGACCUGGUGGCUUCACAACAUAGCCGGGACAUGAGAAUUUGACAGUUUUGUGGUUUAAAGCAAGAAAUUAAUACUUGAAGCAGCUCUACAGCAAUGUUAUAUCUUCAGAGGUACAUGUGUAUAUUACCUUUUUUAUAUAUUAUUUCUGAUCUUUGUUUGAAACUAUUUCUUAUGAUGCAACCUGAGAACACUGAAGUUAAGGGAAGAAAUAGUCAGGCUUCCUAUAUUAACAGUACUAUACACGGGAGAAGUGCCUCAAAGCAAUAACAAAUUGAUAGCACUGAAAAUGAUUCCUGCUUGUGCAAUUCCAACUUGCUAGAAAAUAUUUUUGAAAACAUCUCCAUGCCACUUUCACCAACAAUAUUUAGACAACCCUGAUCUAUUGAAAAUGCGGCUAGUUGUCCUGAAGCCGGAUUUCAGCAUGCCAGUUAAACUUCUCUCUUCAAUCUCUUAGCCUCUAUCUGUUGCAGCUCCUUAUCCUCAUAAAUAAGCAAUGUAGCUGAACCUUUCUUCUGUUUCAAUCGGACAAAAUUUUAUAUUUUAAUAUUACGCAGUAGACAUGCAAGAACACAGGCAAGAGCUUGCACAGCCUAUGAACUGAGAAGGGACAACGUACUGGCAUGUAUGGAAAAAUAAUUUUUUGAUUAUAAUUGUGAAUAAAUUCUGUAAAAUUCUAAAGCAUGAAGUAGCUGUGCAAGCUGCUUUGUUGUUACUUGAACUGUGUUUCCUUGCUUUAAACCACAAACCCAUGAAGGCCCCCCAUACAACUCCUGAAAUUAAACUAUGCCUUUACACAUAUUGUUGAAAGCACUGUUCUAUAUGAUGUCCUGAAGUUCUCCCUGGGAAAAAUAAAGUUAUUCAAUUCUAUUUUCUAUGGCGUCUUCAAAGAUAAUAAUUAUGUGCUGUAAUGUAGAAGUGUCUGAGCUUGCUUUAAACAUGUACUGAUUUAAAGUUGUGUACAUGUCUUACUUAAAUGAGAAAUGUCUUAUUUUUAAAAAGAACAAAAUGAGCACUUUUAACAGAUUUUUCUGUACCAGACGUUGAUAACUAUUGAAGAAAUUUGUCUCUCAUAUUUAAAGAGAAAAAAAACUGGAUGAGAGAUCUAUUGUAAGAUGUCCAAUUUUCAGCUGAAAACCACCACCUAUAAAAUGUAAUCUUAACAUCUUUCAUUGCAUUUUUGUUUCCUAAUUUAUGUAUCUGAGGGAAAUUAUGAACCGCUCCAGUAGGUCCUAAUUCAAAUAAAAACAAUGAGACCCCCUCCUAAUGGUUUCUCUAUAGAAAAGAUAACACACUGUUGCCUUUGCCAGCUUGCACUUUGUGGCAACAUGUAAAUGAUAUAAAUAAUGCUAAUGUUUACAUUUCUAAUGAACAGAGUCACUGUCAGUACGUGAGGCCAUAUGCAUAGUAUCAGUGUUGCCUGUACAUACUUUUUGCGCAGUACUGGACGUUUUUUCUUUCAUUUUUUAGAUUCCUUUGUAUUAUCUAUAUGAAUGCCUUUUAUUAAUGUAAUAUAACAUUUUAAAAUGUUGUUAGAAUAAAAUAUUGUAAAUGAGAAAACAAAGAAA
This is a messenger RNA of Anguilla rostrata (American eel), 10555 nucleotides long. RefSeq names its product sodium channel, voltage-gated, type IV, alpha, a (gene scn4aa). Gene Ontology annotation, molecular function: protein binding; voltage-gated sodium channel activity. The transcript is spliced from 26 exons. Gene Ontology annotation, biological process: sodium ion transmembrane transport; membrane depolarization during action potential; neuronal action potential. Lineage: Eukaryota; Metazoa; Chordata; Actinopteri; Anguilliformes; Anguillidae. Bases 188 to 5776 code for a protein of 1862 amino acids. Gene Ontology annotation, cellular component: plasma membrane; voltage-gated sodium channel complex; axon. The record is from RefSeq and is a predicted model, not a curated record.